Cygnus atratus (black swan) is the source of this 1387-nucleotide messenger RNA. RefSeq names its product G protein-coupled receptor 39 (gene GPR39). Bases 1 to 1380 code for a protein of 459 amino acids. Gene Ontology annotation, cellular component: membrane. Gene Ontology annotation, molecular function: G protein-coupled receptor activity. The record is from RefSeq and is a predicted model, not a curated record. Gene Ontology annotation, biological process: G protein-coupled receptor signaling pathway. Lineage: Eukaryota; Metazoa; Chordata; Aves; Anseriformes; Anatidae. The transcript has 2 exons.
AUGGAAGGACAGACAUCCUCUUCAGACUGUUUUCAUCUCAUUAACCACACUCAUAUCCCAGAGUUUGAGGUGUCUCAUUGGAUCAAGAUCACUUUGGCCUCUCUCGACAUCUGCAUCUUUGUAGCAGGCAUCUUGGGCAACAGCAUCACCAUCAAGGCCACCAAGAUCCUGCAGAAGAAAGGCUACCUGCAGAAGGAGGUCACAAACCACAUGGUGAGCUUGGCCUGCUCAGACCUGCUGGUCAUCCUGCUUGGCAUGCCUGUGGAGUUCUUCAGCGCCAUCUGGAGUCCUUUUGCCACCCCAAAUGGCAAUGUGGCUUGCAAGCUCUACUGUUUUCUUUUUGAAGCCUGCAGUUAUGCCACCGUGCUGCAUGUGGCCACCCUUAGCUUUGAGAGGUACGUGGCUAUCUGCCACCCCUUCAAGUUCAAGGCACUCUCCGGACCCCGCACGGUGAAGCUGCUCAUCGCCUUUGUCUGGGUGACAUCUGUCAUCGUGGCUCUGCCCCUGCUCUUUGCCAUGGGCACAGAAUAUCCCCUGGAAAUCAUCGAGGGCUACCAAAGUACGAUGGGCUGCGUGAAGCCGACUCCCAGGCACCUAUUACCCCCUAUGGACAACAUGACCAUCUGUACCAGCCUCUCCUCCAAGUGGCCUGUUUUUCAGGCCAGCAUCUUCACUGCCUUUGCUGUGUACAUCAUAGUGCUGGGGUCUGUCACCUUCAUGUGCCGCAGCAUGAUGAAGACCCUGAAGAUCCACAAGAAAGGAACUGUGGCGGUGAAGGGUGAACUAGGACACCAGGAGCAGUACCUAAGGAAAAGUGAGAGCUCAGAGGGCAAGAGCUCCAGGAGACAGAUCACUCUAUUCCUGGGGCUGAUUGUUGCAACUCUGGCAAUAUGCUGGAUGCCAAACCAGGUUAGAAGGAUCAUGGCUGCUGCGAAACCAAAGCAGGACUGGACUGUCCCCUACUUCAGAGCGUACAUCACUCUUCUUCCCAUUGCGGACAUCUUCUUCUACCUCAGCUCCGUGGUGAACCCCCUGCUGUACAACAUCUCCUCUCAGCAGUUCCGCAGCGUGUUUCUGCAGGUCCUCCGCUGCCACCUGACCAUACAGCACGCCAACAAAGAGAAGUUCCUCAGAGCCAACCUGAGCUCCAGAGCAAGGAGCAGACGGUCCCUGCGCCCACUGUUCUUUUCUUCUGUGCGUAAUUCUUCUACAAAGAGCAGCAAGAAAGUUUUUUUAAGUACUUUUCAGAAUGAGAACAACUGCAGUCCACAGAAACCAGGUCCUGAAUCGCUGGAGCCCAGCUCGGAAGUAAUGCCACUGGAGAUGAGCUCAGAGCCCACUCCAGACACACAAACCAGCCUUUGUGAAAAUGAAGUAUGACUUUAUA